UAAAACAUGAUAUUUUAAAAUUAUAAUAGACGAAAAAAUAAAAUUUUAUUAAUAGUGUACUCAAUUCUUUUUCCUUUAGAAUUAUUAAUCAUUUGGUCAAAAAUUACAUCUAAAUAUGACAUUUCUGAAGUGUAUUCAAUUUUUUUACCUGUUGUAUAACAUUGCACCUGUUAUUUCAAAUGUGGCAGUAAAGUAUGUUUCUGAAGUAACCCAGCUUAAUAGUAAUGGUAUUUUAUCUGUUAUUAUAUCACCACUAGAAUUCAAUCAUUACUUUAAUCCAGUCGCUAUAAACUGGAAAAAUGUAAUGCGAAGCAAAUUGGGAUUGGAAUUUAAUAUUAUGUCAGUGCAAAUUUUAGCGGAAAAUCGUCCUGCAAUACCUUUGAACCAUCCACAUGAUAUCUUUCUUCGUGAAACUAAAAAAGAAAAUUGUCUAUAUAGGGCUAUAUCUACCAUAUUAUGUGGGGACGAUCGGUAUCAUAAUGUUCUUAGACAUGAUAUUAUCAAUCAUUUAAGAGAAAAUCCUGCAUAUAUAUCGAGAUUAUUAGGUAGAUUCAAUAUUAUUGAUUACCUAUGGUAUCAUUUUGCUACAGAUCCAAGUAUGAAUAAAAAUGCCGAUGAUAUUGAAUUACUCGGAGCAGCUUUUUUCCUAGAUGUGUGUAUUUAUAAGUAUGAUUAUAUUUCUCAAGAAUGGAGCUUCUACUAUAAAGAUUGGCCCAACUAUAGACCCCUUCCAAUGGAACAACAAUGUAUUUACUUAGCGCAAGACAAUAACAAUUAUUAUAUUGUUAACAACGUUCGUGGUAUUGACGAAAACAAAAACUCUUUUUCGAAUUAAUUAUUGAUUAGAUAAUAUUAAUGAGUCCACUGUCUUAAAAUAAAAAAUAGCAAAAUAUUAUUAUGUGUAACACGUCGUAUUCAACUCGACAUUACUAAUGUUGAUAUAUUUACUUUUCUAAAUUGUAUUUUAUUAGUUAAUUAUUAUUACCAUUGUUGUUAUGAUUAAUGGUUAAGCAUAUUUAAUGUAUAUUAUCA
Daktulosphaira vitifoliae (grape phylloxera) is the source of this 1032-nucleotide messenger RNA. RefSeq lists its product as uncharacterized. The coding region runs from base 116 to 835 and encodes 239 amino acids. Lineage: Eukaryota; Metazoa; Arthropoda; Insecta; Hemiptera; Phylloxeridae. The transcript has 4 exons. The record is from RefSeq and is a predicted model, not a curated record.